AUGAGUACUAAUAACAUAGUCAAAGGCGGUAAGAAGGAAGAGACAAGCCCAAAUACAAAGUGUGGCUCGGGAAAUGCAGUUGGAAGCGUGGACGAUAAAAACAAUAACGUAAUGGGAUCUGGUAGGUUACCGGUAGUACGAAGGCAUAGAGCGAAGACAUUUACUGGGUGUUGGACGUGUAGGCUAAGGAAGGUUAAGUGUGAUCUUGGGAAGCCGACGUGUAAACGUUGCGAGAAAUCGAGGUUAGAUUGUGGCGGUUAUGAUAUUAAGCUACGAUGGUCGAACCCUAUCCAGUUUGAUAAAUUUGGUAAUCAGGUUGCGGCUGAUACAGAUAAGGAAGGUAGUGAACCGCAGCAGCAGUUUCAGAGGCGUAAUAUCACUUUUGUACGAUAUAAAGAUGAGUACGAGUAUUAUGAGGAUAUGGAUGAUGAGCUUUCGGCGCUACAUUCUCCCCCACUAGAUAUGAUUGCGAAUGACAAUACCUGGAUUAUUAAGAAGUUUGGUGUAUUCAAAGGAACCGAUCAAGGGAAAAAUAAGUAUGUUCCGCGGAAGAAGAAGAAGGCAAAUCGUAUACUUGUAGAUGCGGUAGCUAGAGAGAAACGUAAACGCCAAGAACAGAUCGAGAAGCAGGAGUUGCGGCGAAAAAGGAAGCAGAAACAGGCGAAUCAGAUGGCCUCAGGCGCAUUUUCAGCGAGUUUAAGACAGGUAGCUUCCGGCGCAACUAAUGCGUCGUCUGCGCCGUUUGAUUUUGAUAUUUCAAAUAUUGGGAUUGCUAGCCACGAAUGGAUUUCUGGCGAGCUGAAGGAUGAAGCUGUGCUAUCCGGAAUUACCCUACAUAACACGGGGAAUUCUAUACCAGGUACUCAUGCUUCUGGUAGUAUUGGUCCUGGUCGUAUGAGUGGUGGGAUGUUAAAUGCUCAUCAUUUAUGCGAUAAUAAUCGAAAUGGGAACAUUUCCUCGCAAUCUGCACCUGUUUUAUAUCCUCAAACCUUAAAUCGAGAUGAUAAAUUACGAGCAGCUAUAUCUGUUAAUAAGAACGUGCAACCUGCUAACGAUAUUACAUUAGGAACUGGGGAAUCUCGAAUGCCUAGGGAAGUUAUGGAGCUCGUUCAUUCAGAAAUAGCGAGCACCACUUUGGCUAAACUUCAUCAUAAUCUACCACUUCAGAUUUCUUCAUCAGCGCUAAAAAUAAACGGUUUGAUGAGGUUUCUUAUGCGGCACUACUCUCAGAAUGUAGUUGAAGUAAUGAGCCUGGUAUCGCUACCUAGUAAUCCUUGGAUAACAAUUUAUUUGCCUCGGGCACUAAAUGCCAUGGGCGAGCUAGCUGCAAUUGGACACACUUCUAAUUCAAGGAACACUAUCCUAAAUGCCAUUUUGGCCCUAUCCUGCUUUGAUUUACGGAAUAAAUUCCCGAGCAAGUCAGAUGAAGCCAAAUACUUCCUUAAUUUAAACUGUCAGUUUAUGAAUCAAGCCCUUUCAUUCCUAAAAUUAUGUCUCGAUUUGACAAUUAAAGAUGAGAAGUACAAAGACGUUUUGGCUGCCAUCCUUGUUGUUGUGUCUGUUGAAAUUAGAUGUGGAUCGACUAUGGAUUUUCAACGUUACCUUAACAUAUGUGAAUGGUAUAUCCAUGACCGGAUGAAACUCAGACCCUUGUGUUCACCCAAAGCGCGAUAUUUGCAUCGAAUAUUUGCAUUGUUAAAACUAAUCCAAAGUUCAACAGCUAUAGACAAGGUAUCAGAUAAGGAGCUGAAUAGUGAAGUGCGAAAUAGUGGAGGUUCGACAAUGAUGAGCGAUUUAUUGACAAGAAACAGCAAAAAUGAAAAAACAGGUGCAUGUGAGACGUUCUUUAGUAAGGAUGGUAUUAGUAUUGAAAUUUCUCCUGUGGAAAGGAUUGUCUUAGAAUCUGCUGAAUGUGGUACUACUUUACAAUUAAUUAAUGAAGAAUUAUUAAAAGACGCCUUCUAUGGUCUUCCGGUUUCGAUCGUAUUAUUAUUUGCAGAUUGUAUUGAACUUAUCCGGAAAAAGAACUACUUCCGUAAUAAAGGCCUUAGUAUAUCUAGCGACUUCGAGAAAUCAUUUCUUGUUCUAGAGAAAAGGCUACAAAAUUGGGAACCAGAGUGGAAUUUUUGGAAAGAUGAUAGAAAGCUUGAAUUUAUUAAUGAACUUAGCGAAGGGAUAUAUCAUCAUACGAUGAGCUUUUAUAAUGGGUUAAUCAUAUAUUAUUACUCAAUGGGCCGUGACUUUAACAUAAAUUCAUUACAAUCAUAUGUCCUUAAGGUACUAAAUCAUCUUACCCCAUUGGACAAAAUAAUCAAUGUUAAGCAGUCUAGAAUUAACCCAUUAGCUUGGCAGAGUCUUAUUGCAGGAUGUGCGUGUACUGAUACAAAUAUGCAAUUUGCUUUCAAAACUUGGAUGACUCAAUUUGCUAAUGGCGGAGUUGGUCCAUAUUAUGGCGCUUUACAAGUUAUGCUUGAAGUUUGGAGAAGGAGAUUAAAUUAUGAGGAUAAUGACGAUUGGUAUUCAGUUUAUUCUGAUUGGGGAAUGAAUAUGAUACUUUGUUGA
This is a messenger RNA of Eremothecium sinecaudum, 2562 nucleotides long. It is a transcript of the gene ARG81, whose product is annotated as Arg81p. Lineage: Eukaryota; Fungi; Ascomycota; Saccharomycetes; Saccharomycetales; Saccharomycetaceae. Gene Ontology annotation, biological process: regulation of DNA-templated transcription. Bases 1 to 2562 code for a protein of 853 amino acids. Gene Ontology annotation, molecular function: zinc ion binding; DNA-binding transcription factor activity, RNA polymerase II-specific. The record is from RefSeq and is a predicted model, not a curated record. The transcript has a single exon.